Saccharomyces cerevisiae S288C is the source of this 1572-nucleotide messenger RNA. It is a transcript of the gene FAR8, whose product is annotated as Far8p. The record is from RefSeq and is marked reviewed. Gene Ontology annotation, cellular component: endoplasmic reticulum; cytoplasm. The coding region runs from base 1 to 1572 and encodes 523 amino acids. The transcript has a single exon. NCBI's taxonomy places the organism in Eukaryota, Fungi, Ascomycota, Saccharomycetes, Saccharomycetales, Saccharomycetaceae.
AUGGCUAUUAACCAGGCACAUGUUCAUCCGCAUUACACGUUACCUGGUGUAAUGCACUACUUGCAAACGGAGUUCACGAAGAAUGAAAGAGAUAGAAUCACCUGGGAGCUAGAAAGGUCGGAAAUGAAAGCAAGAAUUGCAGAACUAGAGGGCGAAAAUAGAGAUUUGAAGCAUCAAUUGAAUCAAAUACAAUCGAAAGCUGUUUCUCCUGAAGGUGAAAAGGAAGAAAAACAUGUGCCUGAUUCAUUACUGCAGUCUAAGCUAGCUGUUCAAGAAAAUGUGAAGGAAAUAAUUUAUUUGUUGAAAGGCCCUAACACGGUCAAUCAGUUAGAGUCAUUAAAUAGCAGAGAAGCGGGUUCUGAAUUGCACGAUUUAGAGAAACUGAACGUGAAUACUCCCAAGGAAGAGGGCAGUGCGAAGACAAAUGGGAUGGAUAUUUUAAAUAAUGCCCUCUUGGACACCAAACCCAAUCCAAAGCAAGGUCCUUCAGAGUCACCAUCACCAACCAAAGUGAAAUCUUUGUUUAGCACAGCCAACAAGCGUGAAAAUAAUGAAACAAUAUCCAAGAUACACUCGGAAUUGUCGAAAGUCGACAUUAUCAGCUCCUACGGGGACUGUAUGGCACUUUAUGAUGCAGACACCAAAUCGUUAGAAAUACACCAAGUGGACGCAAACUUGAAUUCCAAACUCUUAAAGAAAAUAUCUUUAGGGCAAGAUAGCGACAUUAUGAAAUUUUUCUGGGUUUCGACGUCCAAACUCCUUGUUAUUGAAAAGAGUUUCCAUUUGAAAUUGUUCUCUAUUUCUAGCGCAUCUUUGAUCUCAGAUGUGGACCUAUUACAAGACUCAGAACAGCCGUUUUCGUCUAGUGAUAUCAUUAAUAUAGACUUCAAAAAUAAAUGGUUGUUGAUAGCUAGUAAGAAUAAAUCUCAAAUUAGAAUCUGGGAAUUGGACAAUAUAGAGGCUCCUGAGGAUGUCCCAAUUAACAUAAAAGAAACAUAUGAAAUAACACAUGAUAAUGAUGACGAUGAUAGUAAUGAUUCCACAAACAUUCUGGAUUGUAUAUUGGGUAUAACAGAAAAAUCCUUAAUAUUACUGUCUUCAAAUCCAUACCAGCUUACCAUAUAUGAUUUCGAGGGUAAGCUUCUACAAAAAAUUGAUUUGAAGAUUGAUACAAUAUUAUCGGGUAAGCCAGAAGAAGAAGGUUACCAUUUAUUUUUGGAUAGAAAAACUUCUAAGCUACUGAUUCAGCUAAGCAAUGAGAGAUUAUUGGUUUAUUCUUUUGAUAAGAAAAAAGUUGUACUGAAGGAACAAUUGACUCCAUCGUCAACACUACCAAUACAACUCGAUUUGAACGACAGCAUAAUCACCGUAUCAUAUAGUAAUGGAGACUUUGAGUUUAGGAAUUUAGAAAACCUAAAACCAUCCAUCGACGAAUUUGUCGUAGCAGACAUCAACUUCUCGGAAAGAAAAGAGCCUGUGGUAUUUUCUUCAAAUCUGAUUGUAGAUUCUACGCCGGUGUUAAUCACCGUGAAUAAAAAUAACGAAGUCCUUUUGCACAAGAUUAAAAUAUAA